AUGCUGAGCGCGCCGUGCCCUCUCGAACAGCCUCCCUGUGACGAGAAUUGGGUGGAGCUGUGGCAGGAUGCGGUAGUGCAUGCCUCGACUUGGAGCCAGGCCGUGCGCACCAGGAUCUACUCCUGCAAAUGCCCGAGGAAGCACACCAUUCAUUUCGAUGGGGAGCAUUUGGGGCUCUACGUCUGGAGCCGCCAGACGAUCGUCGUGCAGGAAAGCCUCCAGCUGCUGCUCAAGCAGAUGCAGAGGGGCCAGUCGGGAUUCGGGGCGCUGCUGGAGGGCCAGCAAGAGGCCUUCCGGAGGGCACCAGAGUGCGCCGUACUAUCCGAGGAGACAUGGCGGAAGGCCAGCCUCGAUUUCUUCCGGCUGGUGGGGCGGCAGAUCAUGGAGUGCUGUAGCAUAUGCGGUCCGCAUCCGGAGGUUCUACUCUGCGAUGGGAUCGUGGGAAUUGCCAAUUCGGAUGGGGGAAAGCGGCCGGGGGGGCUGGCGUCGAGCUCGCACGAUUUCCGCAGGCCGUUCACACAUCCAAGCCGGUCUGCGGACGGCGCCGCACUCGAGAAGCAAUUGGUUGCGGGGCGCGACUACUGUGCUGCAGGACUGGAGGGCGGGGGCAUGAAGCGGCGGCUGGUAUUGCAACCGGAGCUGCGGGAGUUGAUAGCGCGCGUCUCUCGGCAUCGACCGGUGAGCGAGAAGCUGGGUCAGCGGCUGAGCGAGGGCGAGUACCUGGGUUUGAAGGGGUCCCUCGCCAACGACGACGUACGACUCGUGACCCGCUUCGUUCCGGGCGAUGGCGAGGGCCCGGUGCCAGCGAACACCAGACGCCGCCUCUUGGUCGAGCAGCGCCAGAUGGUGCGGGACAAAAAUCGGGCGAUGCUGCGCUUGCUGGAGGGGAUCGAGCUCGAGCAAGCGGCGAGGGGUGGGAGCCCGCGUUUGUGGGAGCAUUGGCCAUGCGAGUGGGGCGAAUUGCUAUACGACCUGGGCGCACACGAUUCGGACGACGGCGUCAUCGGCCACUCCGACGGGCUGGCUGUGGUCCGGGAGCUACUCUUGGGGAGGGACGCGAGCGUCGAGGACCGCCGCCAGCUGGGGGAGCACUCUCCCAUUUUGCGGCGCGUGCUGGACGCCCAGGGCGGGCACCGCUUUCCAGCUUUCUUUAUGCUCGCUCUGCACCACCUCUACGAGCUCACGCUGCUGGCUCGCGGCAACACCGGGUACGGCGAUGGGAUGCAGGAGGGCUGGGUCGUCGCCGCUCUGCGGCCGCUGGGGCGCGCGGUCGCGCUGCAGCAUCUGAGCCGGGAGCGGGGGCCGCUCACCGAGGCGGAGGCCGCGUCGCUGGCAGAGGCUCGGACGAGCGCGCAAGACCUUCUCCCAGGCGUAGAGGGCUCGCAGCCUAACGCACUGCAGUGGGAGGCCAUGAGCCAGCUAGUAGAGAGGGGGUUGCUGCGCGGCCGGCUGGGGCGGGACGAGGAGGGCAAUCGGAUGCAUCCGCUCCCUGCUGGGCACACCUUCAGAGCCGAGCAGGAUGCGUUGGGGCACUACGCGCUGCCGGGGUGGGAGCAGAAGCGGGGCUUGCCGCGAUACACGUCGUUCGAGCACGAGGAUGGGCGCAGCAGAACGUCGGAGGAGUUCAAAUGCGCAACCGGACAGACGGUGGGCGACUGGGACGCCGCGAACGUCCCGGGACUGGUCAAGGGGGGUAGCAAGUCGACGAAGAGGGGCAAGCGCCCCCACCGCAGCCGGGGCGCCUUCGUUCUCUGCUGCACGCACCGCGUCAUCUCGGGCUUCCACUUCUUCCUCCGAGGGGAGAGCCUCCGCGAUGCGUUCGCGGUUUUGUACACGCGCCUGGACCGGGAGGAGCUCCCUAAGUACGUCGUGUACGAUAACGCGUGCCAGCUGAGGAACUACUGCAUGCGCCGCGAGCCCGCGUUCUUCUCCGACGUGACCUUCGUCGUGGACAGGUUCCAUUAUGCAAAAGCCGGGGCAGAGGUGCACAAAUGUGGACCUAGCAACGCCACCGAGUACUACGACGCCCUCCGAUGGGUCAACACCUCUGCCGUGGAGUCCGUCAACAGCUUCCUGAAGAAGUUCCGGGUGCUCGGGUGGUACUCAGGACUCUCGAGCCUCAUGGUGUUUUUGCCCAUCCUGCUCAGCGGCUUCAACGUCGACCUGAGCAGGGUGGACGACGCCAAAUUGUCCAUAGCUGUGCCGGCGAGGCUGUGGAGCGAGGCCUUUAGGGCAGUGCUGCUGGGGAGGUAG
Klebsormidium nitens is the source of this 2253-nucleotide messenger RNA. The record is from the annotation of a GenBank genome assembly. NCBI's taxonomy places the organism in Eukaryota, Viridiplantae, Streptophyta, Klebsormidiophyceae, Klebsormidiales, Klebsormidiaceae.